Molecule: messenger RNA, 1527 nt
Organism: Talaromyces marneffei
Lineage: Eukaryota; Fungi; Ascomycota; Eurotiomycetes; Eurotiales; Trichocomaceae
Exons: 7
Coding region: 1-1527 (508 amino acids)
Biological process (GO): protein farnesylation
Cellular component (GO): protein farnesyltransferase complex
Molecular function (GO): protein farnesyltransferase activity
Source: RefSeq, a predicted model, not a curated record
AUGCCAAUCGUGGCAGCAUCUGGGAAAUCACGUCGGAAGAUCCGAUUUCCUCAGGGUACGCGACUGGCAACAUCAGAAGCAGCGGCAUCAUCACCAGACUACCAUCGCGGGGAAGCUUCAACAGCCCGCAUCCGAAACAAACCACCAACCAUGUCCACCGAACCAUCAAUCCCAUCCCUAUUCACAACCUUGCCCAUUCUCCAAGACUCCCUGCAGACAAAAACAAGCCAAGACCAAGACGAAACCGUCUCAAAAUGUCUUCCGUUUCUGACAGGCCGUGACGGCACGUUAAGGUCUAAUCUGAAUGAGUUUGGAUUGUCGCAUUUGAUGAAUGAUCAACAUAUUGAGUAUCUCUAUGAUUCGCUCGAAGACUAUCCAGAGGGGUUUGUGACGAUGGAUUCGAGUAGACCGUGGAUGUCUUAUUGGGCGCUUGCUGGGUUGACCUUGUUGGGGGAGGAUGUUAGCAAAUAUCGAGAGCGGGUGAUAUCUACAUUUACAGCCGCCCAGAAUCCUACGGGUGGGUUUGGAGGCGGUCAUGGUCAAAUGUCGCAUUUGGCAUCUACAUUUCCUGCCGUGCUGAGUUUGGCAUUGGUAGGAGGUGAGGAAGCAUAUAAGGUGGUUGAUCGCGGAGCAAUGUGGUCAUGGCUGGGACAACUUAAACAACCCGAUGGAGGUUUCCAAUUGGUUAUAGAUGGGGAAGAAGAUGUCCGAGGUGCCUAUUGCGCAAUGGUGACAAUAUCUUUGCUUAAUCUACCGCUGGAACUGCCACCAGAAGCCGAAGCGCGCAAAUAUGGACUCCGGACAUUCCUGGACGGUCUUCCAGAGUACCUGUCUCGAUGUCAAACCUAUGAAGGCGGGCUAUCCGGAAAGCCGGGUGCUGCAGAGGCCCAUGGUGCAUAUGCAUUCUGUGUGUUGGCAUGUCUGUGUAUCAUGGGUAGGCCAGAGGAUAUGAUAACGAGGUACAUGGAUAUCCCACUUUUAGUAUCCUGGCUUUCUGCUCGACAAUAUGCACCCGAAGGCGGGUUUUCUGGCCGUACCAAUAAACUCGUGGACGGCUGUUAUAGCCACUGGGUGGGCGAUUGUUGGCCUUUAGUGCAGUCAGCAUUGAACGGGCCCCAUCAGGAUGGAGAUGUCGCCCCGAAAGUGCCUCAGUAUUUGUUUAGUCGUGAAGGUCUUGCGCGGUAUAUUAUGAAUUGCUGCCAGAAUAAGAAUGGAGGUCUUCGCGAUAAGCCCGGAAAACACCCGGACUCAUACCAUUCAUGCUACACCCUAGCCGGACUGAGCACGAUCCAAUAUUACCAUUACCAAAUCGAGCAGGGACCAGCCACCUCACGCAUAGAGGGAAUAUUCGCCUCGUCAUUUUCAUGGAAAAGUGCACCUGCCAAGAUUACCAUAGAAGAAGACGACAAAGCCAGCAGUGACAUUAUAGACAAGUGCGACCGACUCGUGGCAUUUCAUCCGAUUUAUACGAUUCCGCAUAAAAAUGCGGAGGCGUUGCGGAGGUGGUGUGAGGAGCGGCCUAUAUAG